UUGCAAAGUUGAAGAUGGUUUGACUAGAGUCCUAUACUUAAGUGUUUAGUUUCUCCAUUUCAGCCACUCUUGAAGCAAAAAGUUACAUUUUCUAACAAAUAUCCAACCAAUCCCUUGUAUUCUAGGAAAUUGAAACACCAAUAUUACAAGCAUCUCUAAAUUAAGCAGCUGCAGCAAGUCUUGAAACAUUGAUUUUAUCAUAUCCUAUCCUUCCUACAUCCCUUUCUGAUUCAUUCAUUUCUUUUCAUCUGCUUUAUUUGCAGAUCUGAAUACAUACCCAACUGAAUACUUGUCAAAAAGAUCCACCUCAAUGUCCUCAUCUGUUUCAACAACGAGUGUUCAUGUUACUGCCUUGGAUGGUCUAGUUAAUGUGAAUUCACUUUUCACCAUUGCAGUCUUUGUGGGUCUCUCUUUAACAACACCUGGACAGAAAAGUCUGGAGGAUCGCACAGCUUGUGAUGCUGGGAUUGAUAUAGUUAAGAAGUUGUUGGUUUUUGAGGUCGUUUCAUUCAGCUUCUUUCUCUUUUCCUCACUUGUUGCACAGGGUCUCAAAUUGGCAAUUAAUUUGUUGAAUAGCAAAGAUGUUGAUGAGGCUUUUAGGGCUCACAUCAAUUUGAAGGUGCUCAGGCUUGGAAUGAUGGCAUCUGCUAUUGGAUCCGUAAUGGGCUGUUUAUUCUUGAUGCUUUCAAUUGUCAAUGUCAUUCAGAUUCGACUCGGGGUCUUAUCUUGUGGAAACUGGAAUGAUAGAAAAUCCCUUUGAACUAGAGCUCAUAAUGUCUUUGUCAAGGUAGAAAGUCAUAUGCAAUUAAAAGUUGGUCAUCAUGGUUCAACUGACAUAUGGAACCUCCACCAACUACUAAUCGACAACUUAAGCAGGGGUUUUUCAAGAAAACACAUGAUAUUCUUCUUUAUUCUAAUUAAGUUUUAGCUUAUCAGCUUUUUCGACCAUACUCCUAUUUCUCCUUUUCCAGCAGAGAUGUCUUUAAAUGGUCAGGAUUAUGUAAUUUUCUCAAAAAAUAUAUCAUAAGUUCAUCCA
Molecule: messenger RNA, 1036 nt
Organism: Solanum lycopersicum (tomato)
Lineage: Eukaryota; Viridiplantae; Streptophyta; Magnoliopsida; Solanales; Solanaceae
Source: RefSeq, a predicted model, not a curated record